UCUAUUUGGAGGAAAAUAAGCACACAUCUCUUGAAGCUCCCAAUAACUUUGCCCCUAAUAGAUGAUUUCCUUGCUAAAUUCUCCAUCGUCCUCCUCACCGGCCGCGGCCGCCGCCACCCACCUCCAGUCAUGCUUCGACCAAUUAGAGCUGUCGCAGAUCCACGCCUUCGUCCUCCGCCGCAAUCUCCUCCUUCUCCCCUUCCACUGGAACUCCCUCAUGCGCUGCUACGUUCGUCUCUCCAUCCCCUCCUCCGCUCUCCACCUCUUCGUCCACAUGUCCCGCGCCUGCACAUACCCUGACCGCUACUCCCUCCCUAUCGCCCUCAAAGCCUCCUUCACCUCCUUCUCUUUCUCCUUCGGCCGUCAACUCCACUCCGUCGCCAUUAAACACGGCCUCUCCCGCCACCAAUUCUCCGAGAGCGGCCUCAUCUCCCUCUACGCCAAAGCCGGCCACUUCAUCCCCGCAAACCAACUGUUCGACGAAAAUCCCCACCGAAAUCUCGGCUCCUGGAACGCCCUCAUCAGCGGCUAUGCGCAGGCCGGCCAUUCCUCCCAAGCCAUCGAUCUCUUCAUCCGCCUUCGUCGAACCGGCGAGACCCCCG
Molecule: messenger RNA, 602 nt
Organism: Phalaenopsis equestris
Lineage: Eukaryota; Viridiplantae; Streptophyta; Magnoliopsida; Asparagales; Orchidaceae
Product: pentatricopeptide repeat-containing protein At1g77170-like
Biological process (GO): RNA modification
Molecular function (GO): RNA binding; protein binding
Source: RefSeq, a predicted model, not a curated record